AUAUAUGAAAUCAAAAAAGUGACGCAAUGUAAGCAAAAAACGGAAUAAUAAUUAGUUGAGGAUAAAAAGUUUAAGUAUUUGGAGGGAACACAAUUAAGGACAACUGCAACUUAACAAGCAACUAGCAGCGCAGUAGAACAUGGUUUGCAUACUGCACGGAUAUUACCAACCACCGCAACUAAAAUUCUCACUAUCACCACCACCACCAAAAGCUAUCUUUGGUUCACCACACAACAUGCAAGCCAAAUCGAAUGAUCUACAAUCUUCCAAUUCAGUUAAGAGUGACGAUGAAUCCUCUUCAGUUGGCAUGUCGCGUUCCACGUCCGCCACUCGUAAUGAUGACAAUGAUGCUGCUUCCGAUUAUAAUCAAUGGCUGCAUGCUAUGAAACUGGUAGCUCAUUUACCCGGAGGAAUGCCACCUGAAUUCCGGCGUAAGUUGUGGCUGUCACUUGCAGAUAAAUAUCUUAAAUCAAAAAAUGUUGAUUGGACAAAGGAGGAGGAGAAAUGCUUCUGUGAGAAAUGGCGUGAAGAUGACGAAGAAUUGGGUAUACAAAUUGUGAAGGACUUGCAUCGCACAGGCUCUAAUUUAUGUUCCAUUAAUCAAGCCAAACUAAAGCGCAUACUGUUAGGUUAUGCACGCUACAAUCCUGAAGUUGGCUAUUGUCAAGGUUUCAAUAUGCUUGGAGCAUUAAUUUUGCAAGUUAUGGAUAAGCAAGAAAGUGAAUCAAUGAAGGUGAUGAUCUAUCUUGUCGAAGGCGUACUGCCUCAAGGUUACUUUUGUGGCUCAAUGGGUGGACUUCAAGCAGAUAUGGGAGUUUUUCGAGAACUCAUGCAAACUAAAUUACCGCGUCUAGCAAAGCAUUUGCAAAAACUGCAAGGCCCCAUCGAGCAUGCCUAUGAGCCACCACUAACGAACGUAUUUACGAUGCAAUGGUUCCUAACAUUGUUCUGCACCUGCCUGCCAAUGACUUGUGUGCUGCGAGUUUGGGACCUUGUGCUUAUUGAGGGUAGCGAUGUGUUGUUACGUACUGCUUUGGUGUUGUGGAGUUUACUAGAAGAACGCGUACUAAGUGCGCGAACUGCGGAUGAAUUCUAUUGUAAAAUGGGAUCCUUCUCUAGUGAACUUCUGAACGGCCACCUUAUCGAUUCAAAUGGUUUAAUUGAAAAGGUAGUACAACUUGGACCUAUUGCAGAUAUACAAAAGCUACGUGACAAACAUCUUUACAAUAUAACACCUUUAGGACAUAAGCAAGGUUUACAGCUAUAUUUCGACGGUGAAGAGCCACAAACUGAUGAGGAAUCGCAUUUAGCGGUCGCUACAGUUUGGGAUAAGAAUAAGGAACUGGAUUACUAG
This is a messenger RNA of Teleopsis dalmanni, 1354 nucleotides long. RefSeq names its product TBC1 domain family member 30-like. Gene Ontology annotation, cellular component: endoplasmic reticulum. The record is from RefSeq and is a predicted model, not a curated record. The coding region runs from base 140 to 1354 and encodes 404 amino acids. Lineage: Eukaryota; Metazoa; Arthropoda; Insecta; Diptera; Diopsidae. The transcript is spliced from 9 exons.